AUGAGAAUCGCUCGUUGGCUAUUGAGAAGAGGCACCGAACAUGUCGGCCUGGUGCUAGGGAACGAUGCAUCUGGGAAGACAACGUUCCUAUACAAACUAUUGUUUGGAGAAAUUGUCCAGACAAUUCCGACCAUCGGCUUCAAUGUUGAGACAAUAGAAUAUCCAGAUGGAGACAAAAUCACACUAUGGGAUGUCGGAGGAUGCGAUAUGAUCCGACCCCUCACUCGACAUUACAUGCUCAAUGAUCGCUUUAUCAUUUUCAUUCAGAGCUGCGAAGACUUGGAUCCCGAUCGAGUUGAGUUCUCUCUCGAGUAUCUGCGCAUGGCGAUGGGAAUGAUGGAGAGCUUUGGAGCGAAGAACAUGUUUAUCCUAUUCAACAAGCAGGAUAAUCUCUCGACUGAGGAAGCAACCAAAGUCGUCGAAGAUCUCAAGUCGCAGAUUGAGAAAGAAAUCAAGCCUUAUGAAGACAAGCUCGACAUCAGGAUAUUGGACUAUCCUGGCUUGAGCGCGUUGCAUGGCACACAUUUACAUGCCGCCAUGGAAGAGAUCAGAACGACACUGAAACCUGCGAAGCCAACCCAGAAUGUCAAAGCUGAGAUUGAACAGAAGGAGGAAGGCCCGAGUGAAGAUGAACUCAUUAAUCGAGUCAGACAAGAAAAUGCCCGAAGCGUCGACGCGCAAACGUUUUGGAAGAGUUUCUUGGAUGGUAGUCUCGAGCCCUGGGAUCAUUAUACCCAUCUUCGAGCAGGUUUUUUCGUUAUGCGCGAUUGCUUCGCCAGGGGAUUGGGUCUUUUGGAUUGUGCCGAAGAGUUUAUGGCCCAUUUGAAUCGACUGAGGCAGGGCAAUCCAGAAAGAUUUCGCAACACUGCGCACAGGACAAUGACCAUCUUUUGGCUACACCAGAUUCAGGUCGCUGCCAUCGAGUAUCAAGCGAAUAAAUCAUCCGACAAAUUUCCUGAACAGGAAGAGUAUGCAGAUAUCGUCUUUUCAGCGCCUCAUCUUAUGAACUCUGGUCUAUGGAGGGCUUAUUACACCAAAGACUUGCUCUUUACGCCUCAAGCUAAGGCAGAUUGGCAUCUGCCUGACAUCCAACCUCUGCCUACAAUUAGCCAAGUCACUGAACGACCACAACAGCAAAUGGCCGACAAUGAUACUGAUCGACUAACUCGAUUUGCCUUUUCCGUUGUCCAAAAGACGCUGUCGUCUAAAUUGAGACGCGGAGGAAUUGUGAAGCAAGCCCUUGAAGCUUUGCAGUCAUCUACCAUGCGCCUUCGCGCCUCAGACUCUUCCAUACCUCCAUACUCCGAGACGCAGGCGUAUUUCUGGAUUCAGAUUAUCCACGCCUACCUCGGGUCUUUACAAAUCCAAGACUCUUCCCGAGAAAGCCGCUUCAGCGGAUCACCUAAAAGUCUGACCUUUGAAGCCUUUAAAUCUCUAUUUGACAUAACAGGUGACGAGUGGCGUCAGUACUACUCGCAAUCUAUAUGGGAGAGUAUCCCAGCUCGAAUGAGUUUCGUGAAUCCUGAUAAGAAAGCUCUACCGAAUAUCUUUGGUAUGCCUUCGCAGGCUAGAGUGGAUCUCGCUCAUUCAAAAAUGGUUAAUGCGAUAAGUCAUCGCUUCGAUAAACACCCAGGCCUGCCACCUCGUGAGGACAUGGACUUUCUAGCAGCUGUGUUGAUCUACGAAGCCAAGCUUAUGCCCGAGUCCGAACUCAACGUCGCUAGCCACGCAAGUCUCUUAAGCUUUCUUUUCAAUCGUAUUUCCGGCAAAAGAGAGUCUGCUAUUGAAGAAGUCAAGAAAAGUCCUACCUCGCUUGCCUCGUCCACGGCAUUGGAGGUUGCUCAAAGGAUUGGCUUGACGCAGAGUACGUUUUGGGUGCAACGGGUCCAGAUUGAGUUGGCAAGAAACAAGGACAUUGAAACGUUUGAUGAGUUUGUCAGAGCGAACUCGUACUUGGCAUUUGAGGAUCUGCCAUUUGCAUACUACUCGCCUCAACUGUGGGAGAGUGCUGAGGCGAGGGAGGCUUAUGUGCCGCCUGAUAGACAGUCGGUUUCUAGUAUUGUUGCAGGGAAGAUUUGA
Messenger RNA from Fusarium venenatum, 2079 nucleotides. Lineage: Eukaryota; Fungi; Ascomycota; Sordariomycetes; Hypocreales; Nectriaceae. The record is from RefSeq and is a predicted model, not a curated record.